This is a messenger RNA of Glycine soja, 1859 nucleotides long. Its product is annotated as aldehyde oxidase GLOX-like. The transcript has a single exon. Bases 73 to 1728 code for a protein of 551 amino acids. NCBI's taxonomy places the organism in Eukaryota, Viridiplantae, Streptophyta, Magnoliopsida, Fabales, Fabaceae. The record is from RefSeq and is a predicted model, not a curated record.
AGCACAGACACUACCAUCACUCUGUCACUUAAUCCAAAUACAAAAGCUAUCCUCACACCCCAUAAAAUCACAAUGACAACAAAAACAACUUCUCUCCUCCUCCUUCAUGUAAUUCUCCUCGCCACGGCGGAAGCCGCCGCCGCCGGCGGCCACUGGAAGGUCCUCCAGCAAAGCAUCGGCAUUGUGGCCAUGCACAUGCAGCUCCUCCACACCGACACGGUGGUGAUCUUCGACCGCACCGACUUCGGCCUCUCCAACCUCUCCCUCCCUGACGGCCUCUGCCGCCACGACGCCGCCGAGAUGGCCGUGAAAACCGACUGCACCGCCCACUCCCUCGAAUACGACGUCUCCUCCAACACCUUCCGCCCCCUCUUCCUCCAGACCAAUGUCUGGUGCUCCUCCGCCUCCGUUGCCUCCGACGGAACCCUAAUCCAAACCGGCGGCUUCAACGACGGCGAGAAGAAAGUCCGUACCUUCUCUCCCUGCCCCACCACCGCCGCCACCUGCGACUGGCUCGAACUCCCCUCCGACACCCUCUCCGCCCGCCGCUGGUACUCCACCAACCACCUCCUCCCCGACGGCCGCCAAAUCAUCAUCGGCGGCCGAAGACAAUUCAACUACGAAUUCUUCCCCAAAACCCACACCAGAGCCAAAAACGCUUACUCUCUCCCCUUCCUCGUUCAAACCAACGACCCUCACGAAGAAAACAACUUAUAUCCCUUCGUUUUCCUCAACGUGGACUCCACCCUCUUCAUCUUCGCCAACAACAGAGCCAUUCUCUUCGACUUCACCAAAAACGCCGUCGUUCGAACCUUCCCUACCGUUCCACAUGGCGACCCCAGGUGCUACCCCAGCACCGGUUCAGCUGUUCUCUUACCCUUACGUAAUCCAUAUUCUGAAGCUGAGGUUUUAGUUUGUGGCGGAGCCCCGAGAGGGUCUUAUAACGAAGCCAAAAAGGGUAACUUUCUCGGAGCCUUGAAUACCUGUGCCCGGAUCAAAAUAACCGACCCGGAUCCUAAAUGGGUCAUCGAGACUAUGCCAAAGGCGAGAGUCAUGGGUGACAUGAUUCUCCUCCCGAACGGCAACGUUUUGAUUAUUAACGGUGCCGGUUCGGGGAGUGCUGGCUGGGAAUUCGCGCGCGAUCCGGUUUUAAAUCCGGUUGUUUAUAACCCGGAUAAAUCGACCGGGUCGCGCUUCGAAAUCCUAGUUGAGUCGAACACUCCCCGAAUGUAUCACUCCACUGCCAUCUUGCUUCGUGAUGGGAGGGUGCUUGUGGCUGGGAGCAACCCUCACAUUGGUUAUAAUUUCAGCAACGUGAUGUUUCCAACGGAGCUUAGUGUGGAGGCGUUUUAUCCUCCAUAUUUGGAAAGUGGGUACGAUGAUGUGCGUCCGAGGAUUGUGUUUCCUGAGAGUGAAGCCCGAACGAAAGUUACGUAUGGUGAGAAGGUGAAGGUUCGGGUCCAAGUGGCGGGUGGGUCGUUGGUUCGGAGUUUGGUGCGGGUGACGGUUUCGGCGCCGCCAUUUAACACGCACUCGUUCUCGAUGAAUCAGAGGAUGCUGGUGUUGGAACCUAUCAACGUGACAAAUAUUGUGGGAGGACCAACACCAACGUAUGAGAUUGAGGUUACCACACCGGGUUCACCCGUUCUUGCACCACCCGGUUAUUAUCUACUCUUUGUGGUCCACCAAGAAAUUCCAAGCCAAGGAAUUUGGAUCCAGAUACUUUAAUCUUUUAUCUGAUAUUACAGCUCCUAAUAAGUAAAAUGUAAAAAAAAAGAAAAAGAAGAAGAAACAGUGUAUACACAUAUAUAACUUGUGCUUAAUCAAUGAUAUGAAAUUCAAUUAUGGAUAUUUAUAUA